GGAUAAACAAAAUACUAGAAUUUUAUAUAAGACAUUUAAGAAUGUUUAUCAUGUAAAAGACGAUCCAAGAUGUAUAAAAUCCAUUCUCUCUAAAAGAAAACAUGAUAUUCCAACAUUGAUCAUCAUUGAUAUUGACUAUCAUUAUGAUUUACUCGAAAAAAUAUGCCAAUCAAUUCAAAAUUAUGAAAUAUCGACGACUGUAAUUCCAAUAGCUUGUUCUAGGAAUGAUGAAACAUCUAAUAUAAUGCGAUGUAUUGAAAAAGGAGCCCUUGACUUUAUAAUAAAACCAUUCAAUGAAUCUGUUAUCAAGACUUUAUUUUUGAAUAUUUAUAGAUAUAAUAAGAGUAAACAAAAUCAUCAAAAGCAACAAGAAAAAGAACAGUCGAUAAUAAUUACACAUUUCCAAGAUAGACUUAAAACUUUUAAUGAAACUAGUUCUAUCAGUUCUUUAUCAAAAGGCUAUCAAUGGAUAACAAAUCAUAUUUUACAAGAAUUUACUCCUCAACCGACCAUUAUUGAACGACUCUCUAUAACUUCUUUAUCAAAUGAACGUAAAUGUUACUUGAAACAAUUUAUAAACGACUGGAACUUUACGCCACUCGAAUUAAAUGAAAUAGAUUUGCUUUACUGUGUAUGUUCAAUCUUUGAACAAAUGUUUUUACAAUUUCCAGAACUAAACUCAUUACAAAUGAAUCAUGAUAUUAUUUUAGAAAUGACUAUAAAUAUUUGUAAUUCAUACCAUAAUUCAAACCCUUAUCACAACUUUAGACAUGCGGUAGACGUGUUACAGUCUACAUGGUAUUUUCUAUGUGCAAUAGGUUUGAUUGAAUCUCCUUGCUCGUUAACAGAAAAUAAUCACUCUAUAAAAAUACCUUCAUUUACCACUCAUAAUAAUCAAAUUAAAGAAUUACUACAACCUAUUGAUAGACUGGCAUUAUUGAUAGCUAGUAUAGGACAUGAUGUAGGGCAUCCAGGCGUGAAUAAUCAUUUUAUGGUAACUACUGCUAAUCCUCUAGCUAUUUUCUACAAUGAUAAAUCUGUUCUGGAGAAUUAUCAUUCAAUGGCAUUUUUCAGUCUAUUACAUAAGCAUCUCGCUCAUAAUAUCAAUUCACAUCCAGAAUAUAAAUCUUUUAGAAAGACUAUUAUCCAUGGAAUUUUAUGCACAGAUAUGGACCAUCAUCAAGAUCAUGUUCAAAAUAUAAAAUUAUUGAUACAACGCAUACAAAAUCAAGAAUUAGACUUAUCGACUGAAGUAAAAAAGGAAAAAGAAAAACUGAUUUUGAUUAGUGCUAUUAUGAAAUGUGCCGAUAUUAGUAACUGUGCGAGACCAUUUGAGAAUGCUAAAAAAUGGGCUAUUAUGCUUGUUAAAGAAUUUUCAUUACAGAGUGAACUAGAAAAGGAAUUAUGCAUUCCAGCCAUUCCUAUUAAUGAACAUGACAGUAAUAAUAAUGUGGCAUUAGCCAAAUUUCAACUCUCCUUUAUCAAAAAUAUUGCAUUUGAUCUAUAUCUUUCUAUGAAUCAAUUAUUUCCAGAAUUCAACUUUUGUAUACAAAAUAUUCAAGAUAAUAUGGAUAAAUGGUCAAUAACAACGAUUCAAGAAAAUAUAAAAAAGUAUAAAAAAAAAUUUUUUUUCUCCCCUUUUUUCCUUUUAUAAUACAUUGAAUAAGGAAAAGGAUGAUAAUAAAUAGACUUUUGAGAAUAUUAUCCUAUACAAGAGAAAUUGUCAUUACUUGUACAUUCCUUACCAUUCUUUAUUUAAGAUCCAGCCAUAU
This is a messenger RNA of Cokeromyces recurvatus, 1772 nucleotides long. RefSeq lists its product as uncharacterized. The record is from RefSeq and is a predicted model, not a curated record. Gene Ontology annotation, molecular function: 3',5'-cyclic-nucleotide phosphodiesterase activity. Lineage: Eukaryota; Fungi; Mucoromycota; Mucoromycetes; Mucorales; Mucoraceae. Gene Ontology annotation, biological process: signal transduction. Bases 245 to 1654 code for a protein of 469 amino acids. The transcript is spliced from 11 exons.